AUGAAAGCAGCUGUGGGGAAUAUGGAAUGUUCCACUGCUUUUCCCUCCCGGCCUCUCAGCAGAGUGGUUUUGACCGGCAGUACCCACAGCGACGAGCUGGGAGGAGUCUGUCUGGUGAGGGAGUGGCUGAGGCAGGGCGACGCCCCCUUUCUGCACCAGCGCAGCUUUGGAGCUCAGACACUGCUAGCCAAUCCCAGAGCAACCAAGCAGAACAGGAGAUACCUGGAGACAGACCUGAACAGGUGCUUCACAGCAGAGAUAUUGAGCCCCCCCCCCUCCCCCUCCGACCACUAUGAAGUGGUCCGAGCUCAGGAGCUGGAUGCAGCGCUGGGUCCGAAGGGCAACGACUGCUCAGUGGACUUCAUCUGUGAUCUUCACAACACCACUUCUAAGAUGAGAUCCUGCUUGAUCACUGCACCAGACUACCUGUCAAUGCACACUAGUGUCUCCACAGACCCAUGCAGAGUGAUUUCAAUCAAACCAGAAAUUCCAUCCUUCUCAUUGAUGUCAAUCGCCAAGCACAUUACUCUUGAAAUUGGUCCCCAGCCCACAGGACUAAUUCGAUCAGAUAUCUGCAACAUGAUGAGACGUCUCGUAGGACAUGUCCUGGACUUUAUAGAACUAUUCAACCAGGGUCAGUCUGUGUGUCUUUGUAUUUGUGUCGGUCGGUCUGUCUGUCUGUGUCUACAUCUCUCUAAUUUCAACUGCCUCUGCUUGUGUCUCUGCAUGACUCUGUCUGUCUGCAUGUCUAUCUGUCCCCUCCUCUCCUCUGCAGUGUUUUGA
Polyodon spathula (Mississippi paddlefish) is the source of this 783-nucleotide messenger RNA. RefSeq names its product N-acyl-aromatic-L-amino acid amidohydrolase (carboxylate-forming)-like. Gene Ontology annotation, molecular function: aminoacylase activity; hydrolase activity, acting on ester bonds. Bases 1 to 783 code for a protein of 260 amino acids. NCBI's taxonomy places the organism in Eukaryota, Metazoa, Chordata, Actinopteri, Acipenseriformes, Polyodontidae. The transcript is spliced from 6 exons. The record is from RefSeq and is a predicted model, not a curated record.